Messenger RNA from Cyprinodon variegatus (sheepshead minnow), 1988 nucleotides. RefSeq names its product ferredoxin reductase (gene fdxr). The coding region runs from base 319 to 1812 and encodes 497 amino acids. Lineage: Eukaryota; Metazoa; Chordata; Actinopteri; Cyprinodontiformes; Cyprinodontidae. Gene Ontology annotation, cellular component: mitochondrion. The record is from RefSeq and is a predicted model, not a curated record. The transcript is spliced from 12 exons. Gene Ontology annotation, biological process: ubiquinone biosynthetic process.
CACAAAGUGCAUCCUCAUAAACAAAAUAUAUCCAUAACUUAGCUUUUAAGUAAAAAAAAUAGCUAUUUAGAUGACAGCGGCUUUGAAGGUGAACUUAGUGGGUUAGCUGAGAGCUUUAGCUAAACCAAUGAAGGACAGGCAGCCAGUGACAGUGAGGAUAAACGGUCCCCACCUUGGCUUUUGAUCCUCUGUCCUCCUGAGCAAAGCUCAGAAACAAACAGGCAGACCGAGCAAUGAGAAGCUGGUCAGCGGAAAGCAGUACAAACACCCAGCUGUUAGGUUGAUGUGUGGAAGCUCGUCUGUACAAAGGGAGGAAACAUGAGCAGCUGCAGACUGCUGCUGUCUCAGCUAAAGCUUUGGACUUCAGGAGGAAACAAAUGGAAACGGGGACUUAAUAAAGGCACCGGUUGGAGCGGGAAGGCAUUUUUGUCUACUUCCAGUUGCCCGAAGGUGUGUAUCGUUGGAAGCGGUCCAGCAGGUUUCUACACGGCACAGCAUCUAAUCAAGGCUCGUCAGGAUGUUGAGGUGGACAUUUACGAGCGACUGCCCGUCCCCUUCGGCCUUGUCAGGUUCGGAGUGGCCCCUGAUCACCCUGAAGUCAAGAAUGUCAUCAACACUUUUACCCAAACAGCCAAACAUCCUCGCUGUAGUUUCUAUGGCAACGUAAAUGUUGGGAAGGAUGUGACGAUCAGCGAACUGCAGCAGGCGUACCAUGCCGUCGUACUGAGUUAUGGAGCAGAGGGAAACAGGAGGAUGGGGAUCCCAGGUGAAGAUCUGCCUGGUGUUUACUCAGCCAAAGACUUUGUUGGCUGGUAUAACGGCUUACCCAGCUGUCGAGAGCUCAAUCCAGACCUGAGCUGCGAAACAGCCGUCAUUCUGGGACAAGGCAACGUGGCCUUGGAUGUAGCCCGAAUACUCCUCUCUCCUUUGGAUAUUUUAAAGAAAACUGACAUUACCCAGCCGGCGCUGGAAGCUCUUGCAGAGAGUCGGGUUCAGAAGGUGCUGAUAGUUGGAAGGAGGGGACCCAUGCAGGUCGCUUGCACAAUUAAGGAGCUCAGAGAAAUGGUGAACCUGCCAGGAACCAGGCCUGAGAUGCUGGCAGCUGAUUUUGAAGGCAUCCCUGAAGCCCUUAAAGAUGUAGCGCGGCCCAGAAAACGUCUCACCGAGCUGCUGCUGAAGACGGCUCUAGAGGCACCGGGAGAUAAGGAGCUGGAGAGGCGCAAAAACGCCACCAAGGUGUGGGGUUUCCGAUUCUACCGGAGCCCCACAGAAAUCCUGUCUGAGCCGAACCUCAACAGAAUGUCAGGUAUUCGACUUGCAGUCAACAGGCUUGAGGGGUCUGGAGAUGGAGCUCAGGCUGUUCUUACAGGAGAGGUGGAAGAUGUCUCCUGCGGUUUGGUCAUCAGCAGCAUCGGCUACAGGAGCCUCCCCAUCGAUCCCACGGUGCCCUUUGACCCCCAUAGAGCCAUCGUGCCAAACUCUCUAGGCCGGGUUCCCCAGGCUGCAGGUUUGUAUUGCAGCGGCUGGCUGAAAACAGGCCCCACCGGUGUGAUAGCCACCACUAUGAACAACAGCUUUGACACGGCUCGAUCCCUGCUGGAGGACAUGGAGUCUGGAACAUUGGACGUGUCUCCUGCCAGAACCGGAUCGCAGGUGGUCAGCCGUCUGCUGGAGGAGCGAGGAGUGAAACCAGUGACUUUCUCUGACUGGGAGAAGAUCGACAGCUUGGAGACGAAGAGGGGCGACGCUCGUGGAAAACCGAGAGAGAAACUACUGACGGUGGAGGAAAUGCUGACAGCAGCCCGAACGUGACCAGAACCAGCAGGGGGAGGGGAUUCAGGAGGAUGGAGAGGCUGCACAGGUUCCAGGAUCAGCGGGGAUCAUUUUCAUACAAUACAAGAAGGACUUUGGAAGCAGGCUGAAUUUAAAGCGGCAUCAAUUAAACUGUUUCAUACUUUAGAAUAUUUGCAGGAGGUGUAGAAACGUAA